AUGGAUAAUCACACAUCUGAGUUUCUCCUCUUGGAAUUCUCAAAAAUUCGGGAAAAACAGUUAAUGUAUAUAGCUUUAUUCCUAAUCCUUUAUUUAAUAACAGUCAUAGGGAACCUUCUCAUCUUCAGUGCUGUUAUUUCUGAUCACCACCUUCACACUCCCAUGUACUUCUUUGUGAUGAAUUUAGCUAUCCAAGACAUUGGUUCAGUUUCAGUCAUUAUCCCCAAAGCUGUUUUUAAUUCUCUGAUGAAUACAAGGACUAUUUCUUUCUCUGGGUGCGUUGUUCAAGUCCUCUUGAUUGUCUUCUUUCCGGGCUCUGAUGUUGCCCUUCUGACUGUCAUGGCCUAUGAUCGGUAUGUGGCCAUUUGCAAACCUUUGCAAUAUGAAAUGAUAAUGAACAGGAAGGCCUGCACCAAAAUGAUUAGUUCUGUGUGGAUUGCCAGCUUUCUCAAUGCUGUAGUAAACACUACUGAAACAUUCACUAUUCCUUUCUGCUCUAAUAUUAUCAAUCAGUUCUAUUGUGAAAUCCCCCAUUUACUUAAAAUUGCCUGCUCUGGUUCAUACAUAACUGAAAUUGGACUUGUAUUGUUCAGUGCUACGUUAGGAUUUGGUUGUUUCAUAUUUAUUGUUGUAACAUAUGUGCAGAUCUUCUUUAUUGUUCUGAGAAUUCCUUCUGUUCAAGGAAGGAAAAAAGCUUUCUUCACUUGCCUACCUCACCUCAUUGUCAUCACCAUAUUUUUGUUUACUGCUUGGUUUGCUUAUCUAAGGCCCAUAUCUGACAGUCCUUCACCCCUUGAUUUGAUAACUACAAUAAUGUAUUCCAUCAUCCCCUCCAUGCUAAAUCCAUUAAUCUACAGUAUGAGAAACAAGGACAUCAAAGUUGCUCUUUCAAGAUUUCCUGGUCUGAGGUUAUUUCUUUCUAAAGAUGUGUGA
Messenger RNA from Python bivittatus (Burmese python), 933 nucleotides. Its product is annotated as olfactory receptor 14A16-like. Gene Ontology annotation, cellular component: membrane. The record is from RefSeq and is a predicted model, not a curated record. Gene Ontology annotation, molecular function: olfactory receptor activity; G protein-coupled receptor activity. Gene Ontology annotation, biological process: G protein-coupled receptor signaling pathway. Lineage: Eukaryota; Metazoa; Chordata; Lepidosauria; Squamata; Pythonidae.